AGGUUCCGCUCGAAAAAUGACGUGAAGUUAUUUGAAAAAAAAUAAUGAAUACUUUACAAAUCGGAUAAUAAAACAACCUGUCGCAUACACCGUUGCAAUUACAGAUCUAAAUGUGAGCGUUAAUCGUUACCAUGACGCAGGAUGAACUCAUUCGAAAUAAGUUAAAACCGGGAAAAUUCAUAUUUUACCCAUCAGGAAUUAUUAAAGUUUUAGGAUUGGUUUUUAUUUUUGCUGGUGUAACAUUUUAUAUAUCUUUACAACCGGAAAUUAAAGUAAAAGUUUUCGUAUACUCAGUCGCAAAUAUUGUAAUAUUUUUUUCGUCGUUCAUCCUGUAUAUGAUAUUUACCUUGGGCCAUGCAAGACAAAAACCAUGGAUGUAUUUACAAAUUGACAUCGUAUUAAAUAUAUUUUUGCCGAUAAUUGGUAUUAUUUGCGUCGUUAUCGCUAAAUCUCCAACUACGUCGAACAAUAGUACAAAAUAUUUUCCAUUAGGUUUUGGUAUAACUGGUAAUGUUUUAUUAUUAAUUAGUGCUGCUACAAUGUUCAUGUUUUAUCGUUACAAAGGAGAUAAUUAUGUACCACCUGAACCUCUGCCCGAACGACGAAAAACUUACAUGAUAGAUGCAAGACCAUCUGUACACAUUUAAAAAUUUGUACACUUUUUUAAUUUAUUUUAUUUUUCGCUUUCACAACUCCUUUUUAGCUCGGAAUAAGUUGUGAAAUUGUAAGGCCGACCCUUACAAUUUAACCUCGAUUUUUUUAAUUAUUACUCAAUUAAGAUAAUAAAUUUAUGAUAUAUCUAUAAAUAAAUUCAAACGAAAUCGA
Molecule: messenger RNA, 825 nt
Organism: Onthophagus taurus
Lineage: Eukaryota; Metazoa; Arthropoda; Insecta; Coleoptera; Scarabaeidae
Source: RefSeq, a predicted model, not a curated record